Messenger RNA from Guillardia theta CCMP2712, 621 nucleotides. Its product is annotated as ubiquitin. Gene Ontology annotation, cellular component: nucleus; cytoplasm. NCBI's taxonomy places the organism in Eukaryota, Cryptophyceae, Pyrenomonadales, Geminigeraceae. The record is from RefSeq and is a predicted model, not a curated record. Gene Ontology annotation, molecular function: ubiquitin protein ligase binding; protein tag activity. The transcript has 2 exons. Gene Ontology annotation, biological process: modification-dependent protein catabolic process; protein ubiquitination. Bases 1 to 621 code for a protein of 206 amino acids.
AUGGCGGCGGCUGUGCGCGCGCUGCUCAUGGCGGUUGCGGGUGCCUGUAUCGUUCUCUCCUCUGCUGAUUCUAUGGCCCCUCUUUCAUCCUCUCCGUCCAUGUCCCCUUCACCUCGCCAGCUUCUUGUACAGUCCAUGUCGGGCAAGACACACGCUGUCCUGGUCGAAGACGCAGAGCGUUUGUCGGAUGUGAAGGAAAGGAUCAUGCGCAAGGAGGGUGUUAGCAAUGGCUUCUCGAGACUCGAAUUCGGAGGCCAGGUCCUUGAUGAAGACAGACUUGUCAAGGAUUACAAUAUCCCGCAAGAUGCCACUGUCCGCAUGUGUCUGCGGGUUCGUGGUGGAAUGCAGAUGUUUGCUAUGGAUUUUCCGAUGACUCACGGAUUGUUCCAGGUUUUUGUGAAGACCUUGACGGGGAAAACUAUCACCCUUGAAGUCGAGAGCUCUGACACCAUUGAGAAUGUCAAGAGCAAGAUCCAAGAUAAGGAAGGAAUUCCUCCUGAUCAGCAACGCCUUAUCUUUGCUGGAAAGCAGCUUGAGGAUGGCAGGACGCUGGCAGAUUACAACAUUCAGAAGGAAUCGACUUUGCAUUUGGUGCUUCGUCUGCGUGGUGGAAGUUAUUGA